This is a messenger RNA of Sungouiella intermedia, 303 nucleotides long. The record is from the annotation of a GenBank genome assembly. Lineage: Eukaryota; Fungi; Ascomycota; Pichiomycetes; Serinales; Metschnikowiaceae.
AUGAUCAAGGUGAAGGUAGAGUUUCUAGGCGGCCUAGAUGUCAUCUCAAACCAUGUUCGGGAGCACAAGGUCACGCUUCCGUUCGAAGAAGGUGAGGCUACCAUGAAAGAUCUUAUUUCUCACGUCACCGAUACUGUCAUAUGCGAUGCCAAAGACAUCCCAGUGUUCAUCGAAGAUGGAACUGUCAGACCAGGUAUUCUUGUAUUGAUAAACGACACUGAUUGGGAACUUGAAGGCAUGGAAGAUUACGAGGUGGAAUCUGGCGAUGUGUUUACCUUCACCUCGACGUUACAUGGAGGCUAA